CCUUCUGCGGCUUUUCUCUAAUGCUCCAUGUAGUUUUCGUUGUCCACCAAACGACAGGUGGCUGGGCACAUUUGCGGUCUGCAAAAGGUCUCUGUUUUAGGGCUCUGAGUGGCAAGUGGAACUACCACCACCGCUACCAGCAGAUCGUUCCUGUUACGUGCGCCUACAGAGAAAGAAACGAUCAUUGAAACUGCUUCCCGAAACCGGAAUGGCAGCUCAAUGACAAAUGAAUUAAUGAAACGUCAAAAAUGAAGAAGCGUUCAAAGUUUGACUAAACAUUCCCGCGUGCAAGCGAAACAAAGUGAAACCGUGACUAUAAAACAAGUAUUAAAUAGAGACUCUUAAAUGCAAUGGAAGUAAAAAACUCAAGUACUUAGACUGUUUUGAAAACAAUUCAACUGUGUGACCGAGCGUGAUAGCAGCUAAAGACAGCACCCGGCUUGAAAUGCCAAUAAUCACGGCCACGACAACGGCGACAGCCGGCGGUGGAGCAGGUGUGGCAGCCAGGGGCGUGGCAGCCGGCAAGCCUCCCACCGAUUAUCUAAUGCUCCAGCAGCAACAUCAACAGCAGCAGCAACAGCACUACGCCAGCAAUCACUUCUAUCAACAGCAGCAGCCACAGCAGUUGGCGCCUCUGAAUGCUUCCCACCAACACCAGCACUCCCAUCCACAUCCACAUCCUGUUCCCGCUCCGACCAGUUUUGCAACAUUUAACGGAAACUCGAAUCUAAAUUCUAGCCUUGCCAACGGAAGCAGCAGAAAAUUCAAUUGCAGCCGCGACAACGUGGACGAUAGUGCCGAUGCCGGCGGAAUUGCGGUAGUUUCCCAGACAUUGUCCGCUGGCACAGAUGUGGUUGGUAACGGGAACGGGAAUGGGAGUGGCAGCGGGGACAAGUCUGUCGGUAUAGCGCCACCAGGUGGACACCAUCUCCGCCCGCCACCGCCGCCACCGCUCAAAAAAUCCGGCGUAACAACGGCGUCAGCUGUCGGGAAUUCUGCCUCUCGUGAGGAUGUUGCCUCGUUGAGUGGCACCUCUUCGCUGAACAGCCAGAUGUCGGUGCAUAAUCAGUUCAUCUCCGGAUUGCCAAGCAAUGGCAUCAGCAGCAAUGGAGUUAACGGGGGCCAAACCACCGGACGGGGAGGUCCACCUAACAGCAUUCUAAAGGGCAGCAAGGAGAAUCUGCUGCAAAACACAUACUACAAUGGCGAAACUGGGGACAGCAGUCUGGGUAGCGAGUGUGGAGUUGGAGAGGUUCAGCACCAGAACCAUGAGAACCAUGAUGACCCAGGCGACGGUUUGGGACCCCUUCCACCUAAGUGGGAGACGGCGUAUACUGAACGAGGGGAGCUCUACUUUAUCGAUCAUAACACCGGCACCUCCCACUGGCUAGAUCCGCGACUCUCCAAGUAUCAGAAAAAGUCGCUGGAGGAUUGCUGCGAAGAUGAACUGCCCUACGGAUGGGAGAAGAUAGAGGACUCCAUGUACGGAAUGUACUUUAUUGAUCAUGUCAACCGACGGACGCAGUAUGAAAACCCAGUGCUGGAGGCCAAGCGACGUGCUGCAGAGCAGAGCCAGCAACAACAGCAUUUGCAACAGCAGCAUCAGGAACAGCGUUCGAAGACGCCAACUGUGCUGCCAGAGAUACUGCCGACGGAGGUGCCUGAAGAGCAGGAGCACGAGGAGGAAGAGACCCCGGUUAAGCUUCCCUACAAAUUCACCCGCAAUCCCGCAGAGCUGCAAGGCCAGCGAGUCAACACCACGUUGCUGAAGUCAUCGCGCGGCUUGGGUUUUACCAUCGUGGGAAGCGACGGUAGUGCAGGCGGGGAUGUGGAGGAGUUUCUGCAAAUCAAGACGGUGGUGCCCAAUGGGCCCGCUUGGCUGGACGGUCAGCUGCAGACAGGAGAUGUUCUGGUCUAUGUGAACGAUACCUGUGUGCUGGGCUACACGCACCACGACAUGGUCAACAUAUUUCAAUCGAUUCUCCCCGGCGAGAGGGCAGCCCUGGAAGUAUGUCGUGGCUACCCACUUCCAUUUGAUCCAAAUGACCCCAACACUGAGGUGGUGACUACAAUGGCGGUGGAUGGACGGGAUUCCGAUAAGCAGCGCCGUCUCAACAUGGACGGCAAUUACAACUUUUUAGACUUAUCCGGCGAAAGUACCAAAAAAGCAAGCGGUGCCGGCAGUGGUUUCAUUCUGAUGAAGAAGCCGGAGCUAUACACUUUCUCCAUUAUGAAGGGAUCGAUGGGUUUCGGUUUCACCAUUGCUGAUUCGGCCUGUGGCCAGAUCGUGAAGAAGAUCCUAGACAGGAACUGCUGCACACAGCUGAUGGAGGGUGAUGUUCUUCUGGAAAUCAACGGCUUGAACGUGCGCAACAAACCGCAUUCAUACGUAGUAGAGCUUCUUAAGGAAUGUAGCCAGACGACGCCCACAGCGGUAAAGAUUCAGCGAACGCCGCCAGACCAGCCGGCCAACAAUACGCUCGCCCAACUUAACCAGGUAGGCAAUGUGUCCAAGUUGCGGAAGAACUUUGCUGGCAGCGGCUUGUUCCGCAGCAAGACGCCCACAGCAGACCUAUACAGCACCCAGGUGAAGGAAGUGCUGCCCAUGCGCCCUAAGACCCCACUCGUGGACACGCGACGGGCACGGGUACAAACGCCAAGCAACGAGAUUGACGGCGAGGGUGAAGGUGUGGCAGUGGCGGAGAAUAGAAAACCACUUCAGCUGCAGACGCAGGGCAAGUCGAACAGUAGCCUGCAGGAGCUAGAUGAUAUACCAUAUAUGGAUCCAUAUCCCAAGAUUAGCCGUUUAACCGACCGUCUAGCGGAGGUAUCGUUGCUGGGAGAUGCCAAUGGUGGUAUAUACGGUUUGCCGCCCAGUAUGCAGCCGUUACCGUUGCCGCUAGCUCACCACGAGUCCUGCUAUUGCUACGACUGUCAGGCGCAGCGAUACCGUCCUGGUUACUUUGUCCAGGCCCAGCAGGCCGCCAUGUCGGGAGCUUCCAGUCAGUACUCGCCGCUGCAGACGGCCCAUCUGCAGAACGAGCGGAUCCAGCGACGCGUUAACGAGCUACUAAGCGAUCGGAGACGUGUGGGCUUCGCCAACUUGGAUCCUCCCCAGCAGCAGCAGCAAAUGCAACACUCACCAAGUUGGCGCAACGGCGCUUUGCUUGACGCUUCCGAAGAUGCAGACCAGUGCGAAUUGACUGAGGUAACCCUGGAGCGCCAGGCUCUGGGCUUCGGCUUUCGGAUUGUUGGCGGCACCGAGGAGGGCUCCCAAGUCACCGUAGGCCACAUAGUGCCAGGUGGUGCCGCUGAUCAGGACCAUCGAAUUUCCACCGGUGAUGAGAUCCUUAGCAUCGAUGGCAUUAACGUGCUCAACUCUUCGCACCACAAAGUUGUCUCUUUAGUGGGAGAAUCCGCACUUCGCGGGCAAGUUACCAUGAUUCUUCGCCGGCGACGCACUCCACUUUUGCAGCAGGCUCCAGUUAGCACACAAUUGCGCCGAUAUCCUUAUGACGUGAUUGUCAGCCGGCAUGAAAACGAGGGCUUUGGAUUUGUUAUUAUAUCAUCAUCGAACCACUAUUACGGUUCGACCAUAGGCAAACUUAUACCAGGCAGCCCUGCGGAUCGAUGUGGGGAACUCAAAGUGGGCGACCGCAUAGUGGCAGUGAAUCGUAUCGAGAUAGCCGGUAUGUCUCACGGAGAUGUAGUGAAUCUCAUCAAGGAGUCUGGCCUACAUGUUCGACUCACUAUCGGCGUUCCGCUCAAGGAAGGCGGUCCCAGUCCUGGAGGCAGCAGCGUCGGAGUGGCCAGUAAUACGCCGCUACAAGCGUCUCCCAGUCUUCUGAAGGCCCAACUCUCUCAUCAGCAGCAACUGCCGCAACAGCAGCAUCUCCAGCAGAUGCAACUUAACCACCAUCACCAACAUCUUGAGAUGCCAAUGUCGAUGCCCAUGCCUGGACAUGCAAACUAUUUGGAGCGACCGAGCAACAAUAUCGCAGCCACUUUGGCUCUGAACCAGCAGCAGCCACAGUUAUGACUCUGAGACCUACGAAUUCGGCUCUACAAGAGCUUUCUUUAGUGUUGGAUCGAUGGUAGGCCCUUAGUUUGUACUUUAGUUAACAAAGUACUAACCCCAAAGACUGAAUUUAGUAGCGUAUGUAAGUCAAACCCUUUGCGAGUCUCAAAACGUUUCGUGAAUGCGUCAUUGGUACCAGUUUAUAAGAUCCCAUUUACUUUCUUAGGCUUAGUUAUUUCUUGUACUUAAUUGUUAAGAAAAUUGCCAGUUUGUGAGAUAUAUACCAUUUCUUAUAUUCUAGAAUUGUACAAAUGUAAAGGACUUUAAUAUUUUAGCACGAGUAUGUAUGUUAUUCAUUCACAUUAGAUAUUAAUUUAUAUUUAUCAGAUAUAUCUACACAUUAUAAAGUCAAAUUAUUGUUGCUACAUAAUCUUACUGUAAUUAUUGCAUUUGUUUGCUGAAAUAUUUGAAGUUUAUAUACAUAUAGAAUUGAGACGCCAUUUAAUUUGAGUGCGAAAAUUUUCAGAAUAAAACAAAAUUUUUUUAUA
Drosophila eugracilis is the source of this 4566-nucleotide messenger RNA. RefSeq names its product membrane-associated guanylate kinase, WW and PDZ domain-containing protein 2 (gene Magi). Lineage: Eukaryota; Metazoa; Arthropoda; Insecta; Diptera; Drosophilidae. Gene Ontology annotation, biological process: hippo signaling. Gene Ontology annotation, molecular function: protein binding. The record is from RefSeq and is a predicted model, not a curated record. Gene Ontology annotation, cellular component: cytoplasm.